Molecule: messenger RNA, 2344 nt
Organism: Epinephelus lanceolatus (giant grouper)
Lineage: Eukaryota; Metazoa; Chordata; Actinopteri; Perciformes; Serranidae
Gene: nkx1-2b
Product: NK1 transcription factor related 2-like,b
Biological process (GO): regulation of transcription by RNA polymerase II; cell differentiation
Cellular component (GO): nucleus
Molecular function (GO): DNA-binding transcription factor activity, RNA polymerase II-specific; RNA polymerase II cis-regulatory region sequence-specific DNA binding
Source: RefSeq, a predicted model, not a curated record
UAAUGGGGAGAGAGGGAGAGAGAGAGAGGGAAGGGGCGCGAGCUAGUUUUAACUAUUAGAGAGAUAGAUCAGCGUCCGUCCCGCCUUCAACUCCUGUCAGCCUUCCAGAGCGCGCACCCACCGGUGACCAGACAGAGCGCGCGAGGCUGGAGGUCGGGACGUCGAUCGCUGUUUAUGUGUGUGUGCCAACACGGGAUAACGGCGGCGUACAAGACAGACAGACAUUAGAUCACCGGAGACGUUGUGUUGCCGCGGUGGAUGCGGAUGAUGAAGGGAAAAGAGCCGGAGAGGAGAAGACAGAGAGAAGAAGUUUAAACUUUGACGGGACCCAGCUGAAGCCCUCCAUCCGUCCACACUCUUAUGGGAAACUUUAACGGGCUGAAAACAUCAUCUCACACCGGAUGUUGACGGGACUCAUGAACCGGCCUGCGGUGACAAGUUUUUAUUUCCACAUGAACACCAUACAGUCCCGUUAAACCGGUUUGGUGUGAAUCUUUUUUUUUUAUUAGGCUAUUUCUAAUCGCUCCUGCUUUUUAAUCCGGAUUCUUAAUAUAUGGGACAGGGAGAGUAAAGUGAUGAACCGGGACAGAGCGGUGCCGGGGCCCGGAGCGGACGGGGUCCAGACCGUGAUAAGCCGGGACAGAGCCGUAGCAGGGCCCGUUGCGGACGCGGUCCAGCCCGUGAUGAGUCGGGACAGAGCGGUACCGGCGCCCGGCGGUGACGGGGUCCAGACCGUGGUGGGCCCGGACAGCGGAGACAUGCUGGACGGAGGUGCUCCAGGGGAGAAGCGGCUCUUCUCCAACGCGGUGUCCGGGGGUAGAGAUGCUCAGGCCGUGGAGAACCACUCGGAACCCCCGCCGACGAACCCGGUGUUAGCCCCGCAACAGCAGGGCCCUACCGGGCACCGGACCACCUCUUUCUCCGUACUGGACAUCCUGGACCCAAACAAGUUCACGAGCAGCCGGCGACUCCAGCAGCAGCAGCAGCACGCGAGCCACCGAGGUGAGCGCGAGCUGAGCGCGUACGGAGCAGAGAACCGGAGAGGAAGCACGGGGGAGCGCGAGCCCAGCCUGGAGCCCAGCAAAGGCUGCUACGGUGCGGAGGAAUACCAGAGCAAGGAAGGCUUUGUAUACAGAAGCCAGGAUGAGGAUGACUACCACAGAUCCGGGACCCCAGAUUCAGAGGCUCCAGACGGGCCCUACAGCAGUGAGGAGAGCAGCUCAGCUCUGCCUAGCAACGGGGACAGAGAUCUGGGUCAACACAGCCACCAGGACCCUGGCAGAGACACCAAGAGCCCUGUAGGAGGCACUCCAGACCAGAUCACCAAUGUCCCGACCAACGGGGGCCAGGGCCCACAGGGCAAACCCAAGAGGAAGCGCUCUGGCUCGGACUCCAAGUCGGGGAAGCCCCGUAGAGCCCGGACUGCCUUCACCUACGAGCAGCUGGUGGCGCUGGAGAACAAAUUCAAGUCCACACGUUACCUGUCAGUAUGUGAGCGGCUCAACCUGGCCCUGUCGCUCUCCCUCACUGAGACCCAGGUCAAGAUCUGGUUCCAAAACCGUCGGACCAAGUGGAAGAAACAGAACCCAGGAGCCGACACCUCCGCCCCCACCGGCACAGGAGGAACAGGAGGUGCAGGAGGAGCAGGGGGAGGAGGAGGCCUGGGGAGCCUCAGCCCUCUCAGCCCAUCCCCUCCGAUCAGCGGGCACCUGGCCAUGCACGCUGGCUACGCCAGCCAUCAUCACCCCCCCACUGGCAGCCUGGUCCAGCUGCCUUUCCUCACCGCCAGCCACGUCCUGUCCCCCUUCAUGCUGGGGACGCAGAGCUACGCUGCACCUGCCUUCUACAGCACACACCUGUAGAAACACUCACACACAGCAGACGGACUGAUCCUCAGAGACACACUCUGAGCCCAGGGAGACUGAAAUGUUUCAGCAGACAGACUGUCAGUGUUCAGCUCUGCUCUCCUUUUUACUACCAACAUUUGAAGGCUUUAAUUUCAACGGAUUAUUUUGAUAGAAUGUGAAUAUCUACCAGAAACUGUACAUAAAUCUAUGUUCUAGCUCCCUAUUCCGAAUGCUGUUUUAAACUGCGUAAUAGACAAAUAGUUGGUUUCUUUGUUUAAAAAAAAAGUCUGUAUGAAUAUUGAAUGUUUAUUUAUGACUUAAGGAAUGGCUUGAUCUAUUGUCAGUACCGUGUAACUCCAGCUGUGAUUGUUUUCAUUUCUGUUAUUUGUUGAAUUUGAUGACAGUUUCCAUAAAACCCUUGGAUGUACUGAAUCCUCAGCUCAACAUGAUAUCGUCCUUUGAUAUUAAAAUAAUGACAAUUAAACUCUGAAAAACUA